GGCGACGGCAGCGACCGGCCGGCACACUGGUGUGCUGCGGUGCGCGCGUGUGUUUUAUACAGUGUCCGCCGACCGUCGGACGUCUUACACGCGUUCGCAUACGAUAUCUGCCGGGUGUGUUCCCCCCCGACGACGCGGGCGAAGUACACAAUAAAUAAUAACAAUAUUUUAUAUUAUUGUUGCUCCGUUUUUUUUUUCUACGGACGGACCGCGAAUAAUUUUUGUUUCACCGAUCGUAAUUUUUUUAAAUCAUUUAAAAAAUAUAUAUAUUCAAAUAUAUUUCAUAUUAUGUUUACCGGCGAAAGUUAUACAAUCACAAUAUAGUAGUAUUACCGCCAAUACUACUUAUUACUACUAGUACAUUACUACUGCGACUACUACUACUACAACAGCUGCUACUACGACACCUACUACUACUACUACUACUACUACAACCACCACCACUACUAGUACUACUUCUGCACUACUAUUAAUAUCAUAAUAUACUGAUAGUAAAAUAACCGCGGCAAAAGUGUACCGAGGUAGUUUGUUGGACGCGACUCGCGUGUAAUAAUAUAUUCUAGUCGUAUACGGCAACAUUAAAUUGUUGUUGCAUUAGACGACCGCGACACCGGUGACUGGGAGAAAAAAAUCGUCGCCGGUGGCGACAACGGCGGCAGCGGUGGCGACGACGACCACGGCGGCGGCGGCGGCAGCGGCGUCGGUGGCGAUGUCGCGAUCACUGUCCGCGACAGACGACCCGUUUACCACCCAGCACAUUAGCUGGACGAUUAGCUGGUACACCGUAUAGAAGUGUACGCGACAACAACAACAACAACAACAACAACAACAACAAUAAUAAAAAUAUUCAGUGAAAAAACAGCGUCAAGCGUGCACCACCACCAGACGACGACGACGACGACGACGACGGCGGCGGCGAUACAUUACGGUACAGACAACCGCGACCACAAGCAGCAACUGCAACCGAAUCCGCGACUGCGGCGACAAUCGUCUGCAGCCUGGCCGUAUAGUCAUGAUGCCGGUGCAAUUAUCGGCCGCCCGAUGAGUUGUUAUUGGCCGCCAGUCGCGUGUGUAACGACGUCGCCGCCGACCUGAGCGUUUGUGGGAAGUAUGUGGAAGACACGUAACCGAUACAAUUGGUCGUGGUCUAUACGUAUUGUCGUUGUUGUAGCCGCCGCAGCCGUAACGCUCGCGAUGUCCGCCGCCGAACCACGCGAAUCCGCCGUCUCCUCGUCCUCUUCUCUGCGUUCUGCUUCCUCUUUGUCGUCACCACCGUCGUCGUCGUCAUCCUCAUCCUCCUCCUCGUCUUCGGCCGCCGCUACCAGUGCGGUAACCAUGGUCACGUCACAACUGGAAAGAGCGCCGUUCGGCCGCGACGGCACCGAACAGCAGACCAACACUCCAGGUACAUCAGGUGGCAGACGACAGCAUUGUCCGUGGUGCAAAAGAGCGUCUGGCGCGCUCCCCUUACCGGCGUCCUCGUCGUCCUCGUCGUCCUCGUCUUCAUCGUCGUCCUCGUCUUCAUCAUCGUCAUCGUCAUCUUCGUCCUCGUCGGCGGCGACUUCCGGUAUCAACCGACACCACCAUCGGCGGAAGCACCGUCCGCGAGGCCGACGGCAUUACGACAGCGCCACCAGGUCUAGCCUGGACAAACAGCGGAUAGAGGCGAUCAAAGAACAGAUACUGUCCAAGCUAGGAAUGACCUCAAAACCGAAUAUCACUAAGGCGCGGUCAACGAGGUUCCUGGUGGAAGCGCUGGCCGUCGAACCGCUGUCCGGGCUGACUGCCGCCGACCCGGACGCUGCCGCCGCAGCCGGUAAUACACUGCCACCGAGUACACGGUUACCGACCACCAGAGACGCCGAUUCGGAGCCCGACGAUUUUUACGGCCGCACCAGAGAGAUCAUCGGAUUUGCGGAACCAGGAUCAACGUUAAACGGACAAACGUUAUUAGAAUUCCCGUGGUCACAGGAUAUGGGAAGCACUGAUUCUGUGAAAGUCAAGUCUGCGAAGCUGUGGUUUAGGUUAGAAUACAGGCCGGACGUACCCCCGGCCGCGCGUAGGACCCAUCACAGUCACAAUGUAACUCUGUGGCUGUUCAAAAUAAACUUCCGCACGAACCCAAUGCGGAAUACCACGUUCCUAAGUGGUAAGGAAUUCGACGAGCACGCCACGCUGGCGUCGUCACUGUCACUGUCGCUGAACAACCUGGGCUGGAUAUCAGUGGACGUGACGAACACGGUGCGCGAGUGGUACGGGUCCAGCGGCAAACACCGGUUGAGGUUCCACAUCGACUGUUCCGGGUGCGGGGGCCUGGUAUCGCCGGUGCUGUUCCACGACACCAGGCAGGCCAACGAGUGGGAAAACCCGUUCCUGAUGGUGUACACGGACCCGACGGUGGCGAGGCGCGUGCGCCGCCGGGCGCUGGACUGUUCGCUGGCGCAGCGCGGCCAGUGCUGCAAGCAGCGAUUCUACAUCAAGUUCCAGGACAUCGGCUGGGACUCGUGGAUAAUCGCGCCCGGCGGCUACUACGCAAACUAUUGCCGCGGCGACUGCGGCGGUGUGCACAGGACACCGGACACGUACCUCAACUUUUACACGCAGGCCAUCGAGGACUACCGGAAGGCCAAACACUCGUCCAUAUUCCAGCCGUGCUGCGCACCCGUCAAGUUCUCGUCAAUGUCGCUCAUCUACUUCACCGACGACGGUAACAUCAUCAAGCGAGACCUGCCCAAAAUGGUCAUCGACGAGUGCGGUUGUCCCUAAUGACGACCAGACGAGAGUGGACGAGUACGCGCGCGCGCGCGCGCAAUUAUUAUUAUUAUUAUUAUUAUUGACGAUAUAAUAUUAUUAUUAUGACUAUUAUCAUAUUUAUUUUUGAAUCGCGUACGCACCGCGUUUACCGUGAACAUGUAUCAUUAUUAUUAUUAUUAUUAUAUACUUGAAAAGUGUAAUGCGAUUACGUCGCAUAUUGUCACUCCGAUGUGUGACGAAUACGCGGGACAACGUGCAUGGCGUAUAUAUAUUAUAUUAUAAUAUUAUGUCCCUCGCUCGACGUUCUUUUCUAUUGUUCUUCUCCUUUUUCUUGUUCUUCUUCUUGUUCUUC
This is a messenger RNA of Myzus persicae (green peach aphid), 3106 nucleotides long. Its product is annotated as inhibin beta chain-like. Gene Ontology annotation, cellular component: extracellular region. The transcript is spliced from 4 exons. Gene Ontology annotation, biological process: SMAD protein signal transduction. Lineage: Eukaryota; Metazoa; Arthropoda; Insecta; Hemiptera; Aphididae. The record is from RefSeq and is a predicted model, not a curated record. Gene Ontology annotation, molecular function: cytokine activity; growth factor activity. Bases 1111 to 2766 code for a protein of 551 amino acids.